AUGAGUGAUGUCGAGGCAGUUUCUUUCCCAGCUGCCCUGGACGUCGGUCAGAACAUUGCUCCGGUGAAGCCUGAUCCUGUUGCGCUUUCACCGGGAAAUGCAGACUCCCACCGGGUAGAUGAGGGUCCCAAUAAUGUUAAUGUGCAGGAAGGGCCUCCUAGUCCCAGGGCGGACUCGGAGGCGGAAACCAUAAUCCAGUCCGGUCGAGAGUCUCUGUCACCAGAGAAGAAAAGAAAGCAUAUAAAGCACGAUCCGAGUCGCCGUGAACCCAAUGGAAUCGAUGGACAACGAAAAAAGCCCCGGGUUGUCACCGAACGAGAACGGACUCGUUCGCCCCAUCGAGAGAUCUCGCCAUCCAUGGUUAAGAUCGAGAAGGUUGAUGAUGCUUUGCAUGGGACGGAAGGUGUACCCAAUGGAAUCGAUCACGCGAGGCCUCGCGCUUUCCGAAAGCGAAGCUUGAGCGAUAGCGCCGAUGAACAGCGCGAGCAUCGUCGCGCCCACUCUCACGCCUCCCACCCAGCUCGAGAGCUCAAGCAUAACAACAACACGCGGUUAUCCAGGCCACCGUCGAAUGCGCGAUCGCUGUCACCGAACCGUCGGUCUCAUCAACGGUCUGCGUCUGGUUCUCAGUUCCCAAGCAAGAAGAAGGCACCGACCCCCCUGCUUUCUGGAUUUAGCCGACACAGCUCUGAAGAUCGACAGUCAACUGAUUCUUCGACGAGUGGCUCGCCUCUACCAGGUGCGCCGCACCUGCGAAAACUUGGAUCUGGGGCAGGUGCAUCUGCAUCUCCCGCAAAGCAGAUGGGACCGAAGAAGUUGCGCGACAAGAGCGGCCGGACUCCUCUUGCACGGGCAUGCGCAGAUCGGAAGCACGAUCAAGUGAUGAUGCGCCACGCGGAACGACCCGAGGACAUUAAUAUCCCUGAUAAUGCAGGCAACACCCCCCUGCAAAUCGCAUCACUUGCCGGUGAAGCCGAAAUCGUCAAGUUCCUGCUCGAAGCAGGUUGUGAGAUCAACACGAAGAAUAUUGAUAAAGACACCCCGUUGAUCGAUGCUGUGGAGAAUGGUAAUGUGGAAGUGGUGAAGCUCUUGCUUGAUGCAGGUGCCAACCCGCGAACUGUUAAUGCCGAAGGCGAUGAACCCUUCGAGCUUGUCCCAUCGUUCGUUGACGAUGAUGAAUACGAAGAAAUGCGAAAGGCGCUGGCUGACGCCAAGGCCAACUUGAGGCCCGGGCGGCGCUCUGAGGAAAAUACGAGACCAGAGAGCAAAGAACCAUCGUCAAGACGGGCAUCGGCAGCGAGGGGAUCGGCAGCUAGCCCUCGAGAUUCACCGCCGAUGCGCAGUCCUCCCCCUGCAGGUUCUGCGGCAAGUCGAAGGAAAGGUGGACGAAGUGAAGCCACAAGAAAUGAUUUGUUGUGGACAAAACCAACAUUUGAGAAUCUUCGUGAAUUUGCUGCGAAGGGUGAUGAGGCGGGAGUGGUCAGCAUCCUGAACAUCCUGCAGAAGGCUGAUAACGCAUCUUUGAUUGCUGCUGCGAAAGGCGGUCACCAUGACGUGCUCUCUCUCCUGUAUGCUAUGGGUAAUGCGGAUGCCGACCCAAAUCCACUGCGAGGUCAAAAGCCAGGUUACAACACACCCAUGCUUGCUGCGAUCGGUCGAGGAAACAGCGCCGUUAUCCAGUUGAUUUUAAACCAGCCUGGUUUUAAUCCCACUCGUCGAUUGUAUGAAGACAGAACUUAUUUUGAUCUGUCGCGAGGUCGAAUGGGAGAAAACUGGGAGGACGAAUACCAGAUCCUGAAGGAUGCGUAUGAGAAGUUCCCAGGAGACAAGAGCAGGAAAGACGAUUCCCCCCGCCGUGCACGCAAAGAAAAAGAAGACAAACGUGCCGCCCGCCGAAGUUCCUCUUCCCCCGUCCGCACGAAAAAGCUCAACCUCAGCCCCACCAGCAAUCGCAACCGCGAUUCUUUCAAAGAUCUCGACCCCACAAAAGAAAAGCGCCAAAAAGACGACCAUUCACGACCAUCUGACCCCAAACCAAAAUCCUCCCUAUCAGCCAGACGCGACAGUGAAUCCAGCGGGAUGACUCGAAACGACGAAGUCAAAAAGCGCCGUCUCAUUCCCGGCCGUCGGCCCCAGGAACGCAGACCCAGCCUUUUCUCCUCAGAUUCUCUUUCCGGACGUGACGAAGCACCGAAACCUCGCGAAGCAGACAACUCGCUCUCACUCAAGCGUAUUCGCACGGAUCGCUCCCCCGAACGCUCUCGAUCCCGCGGGAGCGAGAGUGGCCGGAUGUCUCCCGAGUCGCGCCCGAAGAAGAGACGGAACGUGUCAGAGGACCAUGCCACAAAUGGUGCCCCGCGAUCUGAUGAGCAGAAGCCCCGCCGACCAGAAGAUUCAAACCGUCCUGACCAUCCGAAAUCCGAAGUCAAGAAAACUUCCACUCGUCCUCAUUCACCUUCUCGCGACGCUCGCAAGGAUGUGGAUGUGAAGCGAGUGAAUGAUAAGGGUGUUGUUGAUGCGGAUGCUAAGCGUGCCGAACUCGAGGCUGAGGAUCGGCGCCGGGCUCAGGCCAGGAAGGCACAGGAAGAGCGCGCUGCUGAUGACAAGCGCAUAGCGGAUGACAAGCGUGCCGCGGAUGACAAACGAAUCACAGAAGAGAAGCGGGCUGCAGAGGAGAAGCGUGUCGCAGAUGAUAAGCGAGCUGCAGAAGAGAAACGGAUUGCAGACGACAAGCGAGCUGCUGAUGACAAGCGUGCCGCAGACGAAAAGCGUGCCGCAGACGACAAGCGCAUUGCGGACGAAGCCGAGCGGGAACGACUUGCCAAAGAAGAAGCCGAUCGAGCUGCUCAAGUUGCGCGCGAGAAGGCCGAUGAAGAAGAUCGCAAGCGUAAAGAGGCUGAUCAACGACGUGCUAAACAAGCCGAGGAUGAUCGACUCAAGCGGUUGGAGCAAGAACGGGCUCGCAUUGCAAAAGUGCGUCGUGAUCGGGAAGCUCACGAGAGACAACGUCGUGACGCACUUCCCGGCCGUCUUCGAGUGGCAGCGAACCUUGUGGGCUCCCAUGACCCACGAGCCAAAAGUCACGACUGGCUCCAGUCUUUCAUGCCCCUCGUCACUGCGCUCACUCGUCAACUUGAUCCAGGCUGUGCCCUUGAUAUGGCGGAAGAGAAAUGGAUUCCAAACUACCUGGUAGCACCCCUCUUGGCGACCAAUGACCUGCAACUCUCACAGUAUGCUAGCUGGGAGAAGCGCAAAGCGACUCCAACCCAGCGCGUGAAUUUAUGGCGAGUCACCCGCCGCAUGUUGAAUCAUACGGAAGCGCUUGCCGAGUCAAGCUUUGGGCAAGUCAUGCAGCAGGAUUGUGAAACCAGGCCAAAGUACUUUGACAUGGAACACGUCUUUUGGAUCAGACUUUCUGAUUUCACCGACCUUGUUCCCCACAUCCCUCACCUUCACGGCCUUGAGCUACAAUUCCUGAGCAUGCACGUCGAUCCCGAACCGCCAGUAGCUGGUUCUGGGUUCGGCGCUCACACCAACGGCCACGGUCCGGAUCCUACCGAAACCAACGGCACCGGGCCGAUCAAUGGCUAUGGUCAUCCUCGAUCGAGUACAUACGUCUAG
Penicillium brevicompactum is the source of this 3621-nucleotide messenger RNA. Its product is annotated as putative histone deacetylase complex subunit (Hos4). Lineage: Eukaryota; Fungi; Ascomycota; Eurotiomycetes; Eurotiales; Aspergillaceae. Gene Ontology annotation, molecular function: protein binding. The transcript has 2 exons. The record is from RefSeq and is a predicted model, not a curated record. The coding region runs from base 1 to 3621 and encodes 1206 amino acids.